UUGCCGAACACAAAGCCCAGCCCUCAGUUGUCUUGUUAUUAUUCCAUGGCGUCGAAUUAGAAAACAUCUAACAUCUUUGUCGAAAAAGCAGCAGUGGCCGAAAAUCGCGCCCAUUCGUGCCUGCGCCGAAGAAGAGGAGAGAAAUUCCGUAAAAAUGACUGAAUAUUGGAAAUCGACCGAAAAGAAGUUCUGCGACUUCUGCAAAUGCUGGAUUGCCAAUAACAGAGCUAGCAUUGAUUUUCACGAGAGAGGAAAAAGACACAUUGGAAAUGUGGAAAAGAAGAUUAAGGACGUCGGCAGAAAGAGUCAGAAGGACCAAAAGGCGAAAGACUAUGAAGCCAGACAGUUGAAGAUCAUGGAGCAGAAUGCCAUGAAAUCGUACAUGAACGACGUCUACCUCAAAUCGGACUAUUCUUCCCAGUUUGUCGAACUACCUGAAGGCUACGCACCAGAAGGGGAAGCAGGACCUUCCGCCAUGCCCACAGUCAAGACCCAAGCUGAACUGCAAGCUGAGGCCAAGCAAAAGAUCAAAGAGCAGGCGGAAAUGAAGGCAAUGCAGAUCCAGGCAGAAAGGGAUGCGAAAGAGGCAGCCGCAAAGAGAGCGGCUGAAGCUGCUGGUUCUAGUUACACACCAGUCGUCAAACUGGGGCCAGGCGCCACUUCCACCGAGGUUCUGGGCACGCAGCGACUCCGCCCUAAAAACUUCCGGUUUCAAAAGAAACUUCCCAAGUGGUACGAAGCCAAAGAUAAGGACGAUGUUUCUUACUAUUGGAACGUCAUCACUAAAGCCACAACGUAUGACAAACCUGCAGAUGGGUUUGUCUCUUUGGAGUUGCAAGAGCGCAAUCGAAAGGAAGAAGAAGAGAAACAAAAAACUAGGGAGGAGCAGUGGCAAAUUAUGAAAAAUCCUCUGAAGAAUCCACUGCCAGAGUGUGAUAAGCCAACUCCUUUUGGAGCGUGGACAGAGGUAAAAUCAGCCGAAGAAAGUGAGCAUGUGGACCUUCAACUUCCCAAGAACAACAGAGUACAACCCGUUUUGCCUGUUUUCACUGAAGAAGAGAUGCCCGAGAUAAAGUUUAAGGAAAAGGUGGUCAAAUCCUUAGCUCCAGGCCCAGGUUGCAGUUCAGAACCGGUGGCGUUCAAGAAGAGAAAAAUUCAGAAUUUUAGAGGUCGGCAGCGAAAAGACGACGACGAUGAUUAGGCUUUUGAAUAAAAUAUAUUGUUUUUAACAAUGAAAAGACAAGAGAAUUUUAAAAGCUAUUUGGUUGAGUCUGCCUCGAUCUGGAAGUCAAUGUUGCUAUCACUAUCAUUGUCAACAUCUUGGAGGAACUCGUCAAGGGCAGACUUGUCGGCUUCAAGGUCCACUUCUUCCAGCGAAAUUUCUUUAUCAAAAUGCCCGCGAAUUUCUAGUUCUAAAAAUAAAAAUAACAUCAUGCAAAAUUAUAUCAUAAAAUAAAUUGACAAUGUUUUGGUUUUAGUUUAACCAA
Cloeon dipterum is the source of this 1487-nucleotide messenger RNA. RefSeq names its product WW domain-binding protein 4. The transcript is spliced from 6 exons. Gene Ontology annotation, molecular function: RNA binding; protein binding; zinc ion binding. The coding region runs from base 155 to 1201 and encodes 348 amino acids. Gene Ontology annotation, biological process: mRNA splicing, via spliceosome. Lineage: Eukaryota; Metazoa; Arthropoda; Insecta; Ephemeroptera; Baetidae. Gene Ontology annotation, cellular component: precatalytic spliceosome; nucleus. The record is from RefSeq and is a predicted model, not a curated record.